AUGGUUGCACUUGUACCAUCAACAAUAUUUCGACAAACAUAUCGAACAGGAAAGUAUUUUUUAAAUUUAUCUAAACAACAAUUAGCAUCAGCAGCACAAACAACACCGACAACAACAACACAUGGAACAAUAACAUCAUUAUUAACUUUUAAUCAACAAGAUGAACAACAAAAAGAACGUAAUCCUACGAGUUUUGUAUUUCUCACAAGCCGCAAAAAUGUUAUUGAGAAUAUACAUCAAGCACCAAUUCGAUGCGCAUGUUUAUGUCGUGAUGCAACAACAAUAGAACGUUUUUCCUCUCUUGUUGAAUGGUUAUUAUUAUAUAUAAUAAAUUUAUUACAAACAUUUACGGUAUCUGAUAAUUUCAAUGAUGAAGAUUUUUGUAAUCAAUUAAAUGAAUCAGAUUCAUCAACACAAAUAUGUAGUAUAUUAACAACAACAGAUCAAGAACAACAACGUCAAUAUCGUCAAUGGACAUUAGAAGAAAAAGAGCGUUUACUAUUAUGUGUAGCUCGUUGUUUUACACUUAAUUUACCAAUAUAUUCAGCUGCGCAUCGUAAUCCAUCAUUAGCACAUCAUGUUGCUUAUUAUCAAAUGCAACAUGCAUCAGCUGAUUUUAAAACAUUUUUAUCAUCAUAUUGUCAUUUAAAUUUAUCAUCAAAUCAUACAAAUGGAAAUAAUGAUUCUCAUCAUGUAUCACUUUAUUUAUAUAGACAUAUAUGUUCAUUUUGUGAAAAUCGCGGUUUAAUUGUUAUACGACAAGUAUUUGAAUCAGCUAAAAAUACUCGAAUGUUACCAUUAUCAAUUGCGCAUGCAUUAUUUGUUAUUUUAACUAAUUUACGUCAUCAUUUAAAUAUAGAUAUUAUAAAAAAUUUUCUAUUACCAAUUCGUCCACAUGCAAUACGUUAUAUGUGUUUAUUAUCUGACAAUGAAUUACGUUUAUGUGGACAAAAAAAUACGAAUGAUUUAUUAUAUGCAUCAUUAAAAGAUUUAUUUUUAACAACAACAUUUCGACAACGUUCAACAUCAUCAACAAGUGUUUUAUCACCAUAUAAUACAAAACAUCAUCAUACAAUACAAUUUCAACGUUAUCAUUUUGAUCGUUUAAUGUUAACGUUAGCAUUGAAAUAUUUAACAUGUUCAACAUUAACAAUACGUUUAACUGGUUUAUCACAUAUAACAAAUCAAAUACAACAAUGUCUUGAUUAUACACAAUAUCGUCGUCAUCAAUCAAUGGCAGCAGCUGCAGCUGCAGCAGCAUCAUGUUGUUCUCAUACGAAUACAACACAAGAAAUAUUUACUGUUAGUGAAUCAGAUGGUGAAGAUGAAACAACACAAAAAUUAACUAAUGAUGCAUCAUCAUCAUCAACAAGUUCAACUGAUGAUAAUGAUGAAUAUUCAUCACAUAAUCAUCAUGAACGUAAAUUAGCUAAUUGGAUUAUUGAUAAUAAAAUCAUUGAUUACUUAUUUGGACCUAAUUUACAUACGGAAUUACUUAAACAAUGUUUAACUAUAUUAAUUUUUUUAGCAUCAAAUAAUCGUUUAACGGUUGAACAUAUUGAUUUAAUAUGGUCAUGUGUAUCAUUAACACAUUGUAGUCGACAUAUAUUAGACUUAUUAAUGAAUUUAGGACAAAAAAAUUUAAGUAUACAUUUACUUAAUCAUUUAUUACAAUUAAUUGGUCGUAGUGAUCGUACACAAUAUACAGAAUCAACAUUAACAUUAAUAAGUAUAUUAACAAAAUCAUAUUGGAGUCAAUUAAUACGUUCAUCAAAUACAAUUAUACAAAAUAAAAAACAACAAGAAUUAGCAAUGAAACAAAAAUUUCGUCAAAGAAAUUCAUUAAAUAUGCAAAAUAUUUUACGAAAACAGAAAACUUUAAAACGACAACAAUUAUCACCAUUAAAAAGAAUUGAUAGAACAAAAAAUGUUGCAAUGAUUCGACAUAGAGGUUAG
Molecule: messenger RNA, 1956 nt
Organism: Rotaria sp. Silwood2
Lineage: Eukaryota; Metazoa; Rotifera; Eurotatoria; Philodinida; Philodinidae
Source: the annotation of a GenBank genome assembly